Messenger RNA from Capsicum annuum, 1051 nucleotides. RefSeq names its product cold-regulated 413 plasma membrane protein 2. Gene Ontology annotation, cellular component: membrane. The record is from RefSeq and is a predicted model, not a curated record. NCBI's taxonomy places the organism in Eukaryota, Viridiplantae, Streptophyta, Magnoliopsida, Solanales, Solanaceae. The transcript is spliced from 4 exons. The coding region runs from base 179 to 787 and encodes 202 amino acids.
AUUACAGUUUAAACCGCCAUCUCCAUCUGAUCUCAACUAUACCUAUACUUGAAAAAUAAAUACUAAUAAUAGUCACUCGACAGGCUGGAUUGUACACAUUAAUUCUGUAUUUCCCCUUUAUCCUUACUAAUUUGUCAAUAAUAUUUCAGAUCUAGUACGAGUAAGAGGUGUAAGAAAAAUGGGGAGGAUGGAUUAUUUGGCUAUGAAGACUGAUGAAGAUACUAACAGAUUGAUUAAUGAAGAUCUUAAUGAGCUCAAAUUAGCUGCUAAGAAGCUACUUGAUCAUGCCACUAAACUUGGUGGUCUUGGAUUUGGUACUUCUUUACUCAAAUGGUUUGCCUCAUUUGCUGCCAUUUAUUUGCUGAUACUGGACCGGACAAACUGGAAAACAAAUAUGCUGACUGGACUUCUAGUCCCAUAUAUUUUCUUCAGUUUCCCUUCAGUGUUAUUCCACUUCUUCAGAGGAGAGGUUGGGAAAUGGAUUGCUUUCGUUGCAGUCGUACUCAGGCUUUUCUUCCCACGACAUUUUCCAGACUGGUUGGAGAUGCCUGGUUCACUAAUCCUACUCCUAGUGGUUGCACCCAACCUCUUUGCCCACACUUUCAGAGACAGUUGGGUUGGCACUGUGAUAUGUCUUUUGAUUGGCUGUUAUCUCCUCCAAGAGCACAUCAGAGCCUCUGGUGGAUUCAGAAAUUCCUUGACACAAAGCAAUGGUAUAUCUAACACAGUUGGUAUAAUCCUUCUGUUGGUCUACCCAAUCUGGGCUCUGGUACUACGAGCCGUUUGAUGAACUUUGGCUGCAAAAUGAUCUGUGUGUUUUUACUAUUAGAACGAUGAAUAAAAUGGUUUUAUGUUGGGCGUGGUUUAAACAUUUCUGGUUAAGUGAUUAUGUACUUUUGACAUAUAAAGUACUUAUGAUUGAUGUAAUUUGUAAAGUUAUCUUCACACGUUUAACGCUUGCAGACUAUGAACUUGGAAAGGUGACAAUUAUAACUUUUAUAUGGCCAAUCGAACACUAGAUUGGUCAUGUUGAGAUUAUAUUUCUUCCAAA